Messenger RNA from Brugia pahangi, 1932 nucleotides. The record is from the annotation of a GenBank genome assembly. NCBI's taxonomy places the organism in Eukaryota, Metazoa, Nematoda, Chromadorea, Rhabditida, Onchocercidae.
AUGUUUCCACCUUAUAGCUCGUUCUGUACGACUUCACAAUGCUUUAGUCAUUCUUAUAGAGUCUCUGGCCUAAGCACCAAUUUUUUACGCAUUCAUGAAGUGGGAAUCAGUAGGCAAAAUUCCCUCCGAAAUAAAGGAUCUUUACACGAUACCGGUCGGAAACCACGUGGAAGUGGUAUCGUCAUACUACUACUGGCGGUAAUUUCUAGUGGAGGUGCUGCAUAUUACUGGUAUUUCGAAAACGGAAAGAAAAAAAGUGGACACAUGACGGAUUUUUUUCUCAAAACAGCCGCAGUACCGGCACCGACAUCUAAGAUUCUUGAAGAAGCAGUAAGCCUGGAAAAAAAACCCAUAUCCCAAACAAUACAGCAUGGAACCAUAGAAGAGAUGUUAAAGACAUCUUUGCAGUCUGCUACUGAAAAAGUACAUUCAGCAACAGAAGCAAAAUAUAAAACGGUCGAUGUUAUAAAUGAACAUACGCGUGUGAUGAAACAAACAAUUGAUGAAGGCGAAGAAGGAGAUUGGACGCGAGUGACAAGUGCGCUCCAAAAAGUUGACAGAGCUGCUAAUAAUGACACUAGAGAAGAGAAUGAUGCUAGAAAUUAUUUGGAUAGUGUCAGGAAGAUAAUCGAACAAGGAGAAGCAGCGGAACCGACUCGCAGUAAUCCUUUAUUACAAAAUGCUCGUGAGACUAUUAGUAGGCUUGAUCGACAACUUGAUGAAAUGAAUUUAUUAAUCAGAAAAACUCGUAAUGAAGGACGUAUUCUCAAUGAAUACAAAGAAUUGAUUGAUAAGAGCCGGAAGCAGUUUGCAUCUGAGUUGAAAUCAGUUCUUCCAAAUGUUGAUAUCCAUGCGCAAGAUUCUAAAUUGAACGAAGAAGAAUUGAAUGCAUUAAUUGCACAUGCACAUUUAAAAGUGGAUCAGUUAAGGAAACAACUUGCGGAACAGCAAGUUCGCGAAGAGCAGAAUAUCGCAUGUGCUUUAGAAGAACAAAGAAAAUCCCAAAGUAGACUAACCGAGGAAGAAAUAAAUCUAAAGAUACAAGCAGCCCGUGAAGAAAUCCAGUUAGAAGCUGAGAAAGUGCUUUCAAUGCAACGAGAACAGUGGGAAGCUGAACUUGAAGAGAAACUGCAAAAAGCAGCUGCUGCUCAUUCUGAUCAUAUUGAAGAAGUUGUACGUGUGCAAAGAAAUCUUUUUGAAAUUGAAGAGAAGCAGAAGAUUGAAGAAGCUAUUAUCGAAUGGCGUUCUGAACUUAGUAAGGAAUUAGCAGCUGCACAGGGUAAGCUAGAGGGCAUUGAAGCUGCUUUGAAAUCACGAACUUCACAGGAUGUCGAAAAUCGUCGUGCUAAGCAAAUAUGGAUAGCUGCUCAUAAUUUGAUCGAUUCUGUGAUAAAUGGAGAAAGAAGUGGUACUAAUGAUGAUGCACGCCGUAAACCAUUAGCAACUGAACUUCAAAUGAUUCGAGAAGCUGACUGUAAUGAUGAAUUUGUGGCGUGUCUAGUUAAUGCACUUCCAGAUGAAACAAUAUAUAAUGGUGUUUAUACUGAAGAAGAUUUGAAGGCAAGAUUCACUAAGCUAUAUAAAAUUUGUCGCCGAGUGGCCAAAAUGGAUGAAAGCAAUGUUGGGGUAUUCCAGUACGGUUUAUCAUACUUGCAGAAUGCGAUGUCUUUCGAUCCUCCUGGGAAAUUUCCGAAAAUGGCAAAAUUUGAUCCGAUGACAUUGGAUUCAUAUGAAGUACUGUCAAGAGCAAAAAGUUUUGUAGCAGAAGGGGAUUUGAAUUCGGCGGUACGGAUUUUACAGCUUUUGACGGGCCCAGCAAGGUUUGUAGCACGUAGCUGGAUAAAUGAUGUUCGAACACAUUUGGAAGCACGUUUUAUUGCUGAAUUACUUCUUGCACAUGCUGCUGUCAAUAAUUAUUCAUCUGUAUAUUAA